UGGAGGCAGGUAUUUGUGGUUGUAAACAGUGUUUGCUAGCCAGCUAACUACAGUCUUUUAAUGACUACACCGCCCGGCCAUGUUUGGCUACAGCUGUUGCUGGACGCUGGUGUGACCUUCCUGAGGCUGGUGCAUCUCUAACUAACAACAUUGGUGGGGUCAGGCCCUUGGCUCAGCACAGCUGAUGGCAGCAGUACGAGAGGGGCCGUGGAAGAGCCUGAGCUCAGGAAAGAAAGUAGCCCUGGCUGCAGGCCUGUCUGUGGGAGCCACAGUGGGUUACAUUGUUUACCGUCACAUUAGGAACUGCAGUGCAGAACGCCAAAGAACAGAGCAGUCCAGGCUUUCUAUGCCCCUUGAUGUCUACAGAUCUAUUGCAAGGCAUCAGAGCACCUUUCUGGACCUGGUGAAUCGCAAGUCUGGGGCUCAAGUAAAUGUGCUGCCGAAUGGGGAGGAUCAGAGCUCUGUCUACUUCCUGCUGCAAGGCACAGCUGAACAGAUAGUCUUAGCCAAGUUUGCCCUGGAGAAACUGGCCACUGACUCUGAGGUUAUCUCUGAUGUGAUUGAUGUGCCACAGACUGCUUUUGGGCGAAUUAUAGGUCGUGGGGGUGAGACACUGAAGUUAAUUAACCGGACAUCGGGAGCUCGAGUGAAUUGUUCACGGGACCGUGGCCGUAGUUUAGAGGAGAAGGGCAAGGUCACAAUCAUGGGAACACGUCCAGAAGUGCAGCGGGCAAAGGAGCUGAUCAUGGAGAAGGUGCUGGAGAGCGAGACUGUACGGAAACGUAUAAGUCAGUCGUCGGCUCUGCGCCAGAAAAGGAAACCCCCAGAACUGGAGCUAGUCCUCAAAGCUCAGGGCCCAGAGAGUGAGCUCAUGCAAAAAGUAAAUGGAGAGGAUCUGCUGUCCCCUCUUUCUGAAGUGAGGCUUCUUCAGACCAGUGGCUCCAAUGGGUUUGCAAGCAGUGGUGACCAAACAGAAAAUUCCCUUAAAUCAGAGGAUGACAUUCUGUCACCACUGUCACCGUUAGAAGUCUCAAAAUUUGAAAUUCCCAGUCCAGACCUCAGCUUCCAGCCUGGUGAGCAUUUUGAAGUAUAUGUGUCCGCAUCAGAGAAUCCCCAACACUUCUGGAUCCAGAUCGUAGGUGUCCGAUCACUUCAGCUGGACAAAUUGACCACCGAGAUGAGCCGUUUAUAUAAUGGUGACACUUUGCACGAGCACAGAGUGGAGGCUAUAGUUGUAGGGGACAUUGUAGCUGCUCCUUAUCGGGACUAUGGCACAUGGAACCGGGCACGAGUGCUGGGGAUCCUGGGCUCUGGUCUGGUUGACCUGUAUUAUGUAGACUUUGGGGACAAUGGAGAGCUACCACGUGAUCAGCUACGCAGCAUGAGGAGUGAUUUCUUAAGCUUGCCAUUUCAAGCCAUAGAGUGUAGUCUGGCAGGAGUUCAUCCUGCAGGAGAGGUCUGGACAGAGGAGGCUCUGGAUGACUUUGAUCGAAUGAUAUACUGUGCAGAGUGGAAACCUUUACUGGCCAAACUGUGCAGUUACUCUCACUCAGAGAUGUCCUCCUGGCCCAGUGUGAAGCUGUAUGAUAACAGACAGGGAAAGAUUGUGGACCUCGGUGAAGAGUUGAUUUGCCUUGGCCAUGCAGUGAGCUGCCAAGAUGAAGGCAGUGGGCUGAGAGAUGGGGAUGAGCCUAGAUCUCUGCAAAAGAUGUUGGAUGACAUGACUGGGGCGACAUCAGAGUUGAGCUUGUCCUGCAUAAGCUUGUCAGGUCCAGCACAUCCAUGGGAGAGGCAGUUGACAUGGUCUUCUGUGAGCUGCCCAGGCUCUGUGGAAGUCGAGCGGGCUGAUGUGGACCGGAAUCCCUCAGACGGGCUUGUGCCCUCUUCUUUCUCCCUCAUCCACUCCACACCAUCUCAGACCUUAAGUGAGCUGGUCAGCCACGUCAUAGAGUCGUCCAGUUCAGUGCUGAGCCCACCAAGCUGCUCCAAUAUUCUGUCAGGAACACAAGUACAGCCUGCGCCAUACUUCUCAUCACCCAUAACAUGCUCUUCAUCCUCUGUAAAUGUAGUAACAUCAGCAAUGAGUUCGGUUACACUCAGUGAUGAUGUCUUCCUUGAGACGUGUGGCAGCAUCAGCAAUGUAACUGCUUCUUCUUCAGAGCCAGGGAGCCUGGAAUCUUCUUGUAGUGCUUACAGUGAAAGUAUCAGCAAGAGUAGUGAUGGAAUAAGAGGUGUAUGGUAUUACCUCACUUCGUCUCAGGAUUCCUCCUUGACAUCACUCAACACCACCAUGCCUGCGUCGUCCACCACUUCAUCCUCCUUAUCCUUAGAUCAUACAUCAUCCUCAGAUGACACAACCCCCGAGACCUCUCCCUUCGUUAUAUCCCUGAGCUCCAGCACUUCAGAGAGUGUCCAUGAUGCUGAAAUGACCGAGGAGGGUGAACCUAAACUAAUGAGACUCAGCCUCAUUCACCAACAGUGCUAUACUGGCAGUGUUACCAAUGUGGCUGACUCGAGUGAUUGCAGCAGUACUGGGAGUGACCUGGUCUAUGUUGGCUCUGUCAGGUCAGUGUCAGACCAUUGUGCUAAGGGAAACGAUAAUUCUCAGGCUGUUGUUGAAAAUGUUAUGGGCCACGCUGGAUGCUUAAGGGAUGAGAAGACGGAGGAGGAGGUUUGUGAACAACCUGAAAACAAGAUGACCAGGAGUGGAGACAUAUUAAGAGAAGUCGCCUCAAUAUCUGGAAGUGUGGAUGAUGUUCUUGAGGAGGAAUUUAACUGAUAAAAGACCAAAGGAAUGAAUGCCUUCUUAUUGAGACCAUCUGUGACCACCAAGCUGGCAUGAAGCUCAUGCUUCCCCCUUGCAAGUGGGAGCCUUACUUGAUUGUGCUACAUGUUCUGUCUGUCUUUGUUUUUUUCUGUCUAUUGGAGAUAUAUUGUCAAUAUUAUAGUUACUUUUUUGCCAGCUCAUCUUUGCUUUGCACCAAGCUGCUUGAGAACAGUUAAAUAGUGACCAGAUGAGGAGCAGUGCUCAGGGAAUUUGAUGAUAUGAGAUACAGAAAGAAAUGUCAGUAUUAGCAAAGUCUUGCACUUAGGUUCUGUGAGUAUAAAAAUGGUUCUCUUGUUUUGGUACUGUUUAUAUUUCUUUUACUGCAAUAUUGUUAUUUAUGUUUGUGCAUUUCAGGUUUAAAUAAAUUAAGGAUGGAUUUAAAUAAAUUAAGGAUUAAAUAAA
This is a messenger RNA of Pygocentrus nattereri (red-bellied piranha), 3229 nucleotides long. It is a transcript of the gene tdrkh, whose product is annotated as tudor and KH domain containing. Gene Ontology annotation, molecular function: RNA binding. The coding region runs from base 185 to 2779 and encodes 864 amino acids. Gene Ontology annotation, biological process: spermatogenesis. The transcript is spliced from 15 exons. The record is from RefSeq and is a predicted model, not a curated record. Lineage: Eukaryota; Metazoa; Chordata; Actinopteri; Characiformes; Serrasalmidae.